Lytechinus pictus (painted urchin) is the source of this 7059-nucleotide messenger RNA. RefSeq lists its product as uncharacterized. The record is from RefSeq and is a predicted model, not a curated record. Bases 394 to 3396 code for a protein of 1000 amino acids. The transcript has 3 exons. Lineage: Eukaryota; Metazoa; Echinodermata; Echinoidea; Temnopleuroida; Toxopneustidae.
ACAAAAUAAAAGAAAAUCCUCCAAGGGCGGGCCUCUCCCCCCUUCCUUCCUGGAUCCGCCACCGAUCGACCCCCUCCCCGACCUGCAUCUCGCAGGCUCCGCACCGGGCUCUGCAAUACCAGCAUAUACGAGGAAGAUUUUGAAGACCAAUAAAAGUUGUCUAGUUGCAAAGACUAUCAUAGUGUGAGUAAAAGGCCACAUCUAGCCACACCCGUGCGCUCAAAACAUAUUGGAAGGAGAUAAUACGUUGUAGCAUGUAAUGCGUAUUGCUACACACAAAUCCGACGUACAAAGUGUAUGGGCUGUUAACUACACAAAGGGCGUAUACUAGGUUUUGACAAAAGGUCAAAUUAACCGCUUUUGAGCCGAGGAUUGCAUCCUUAUCACCAAGAGAUGAAUCCUCAGCAUAUCCACCAGAACAUGGGCUACUUGCCCCUGCUAGCCGAGGAAGGCUUGAAAGUAGUCAACAGCUACCAGGGCAGUGUCCACCUCCCUCCGGACGACUAUCACCAGCCGCAGACCUCAGCCCAGCAGCAUUACAUGCCCCACUAUCAGGUCCCGGGAGAUGGGUAUCCUCACCACCACCACCAUCCCCAUGAUCGGAUGCAAGGCAUGUACAUAGGACCUCCAGGGAUUGGAGGACCAGGAGGAGCAGGCAGCAGUACCAGUGCUACAGAUGACAUCAACUUGCAUAGCUUUGAUGAUAACAGGGGAGGGCUGGUGACAUUCAACCAACCGCAGUACCUCCCAAAGACGACCGCCCCUCUGCCAGCUGAGCCUAAACCUAAGGAAAGGUCCAAGAAAAGCAAAGGUGGGCAGCCUAAGAAGAGGGCUCGGAACCCAGGGGCCUGGAAGAGGAACACCAACAAGAGGUUGCGUAAUUCAGGGCAGCCGUAUAUCAAUUCGAAUGGAUGCGUCAUGCCAGCUCGGAAGAUGAAGGAGUCGUGUAAGAACUGCAGGCAGCGAUGUCCUGAGAGGAUCAGCGAGGAGCAGAGGCAGGAGAUCUUUGAUGAUUAUUGGCAUAGUAACAAGGACUGGACCUACAGACGAAUGUACAUCAUCGAGCAUGCUUUGCCUCAGCCUAUUCAGAGGAGGCGAUCCAAGAGGGAUAUGGAUCAGAAAGCUCGCAGAAUCAGCUUCCAUUACCAUUUGACUUGCGAUGGCAUCAUGGAGAAGGUUUGCAAGAGAUUCUUUCUCAACACCCUUGCUGUUGGAGAAAAGUUUGUCAUCAUAUCACUGCAUAAAAAGACAGUUGAUGGGAAAGUGAUACCUGAUAGACGAGGAAGGCAUCCAGCUGCGAACCAAAUCCCCUACGACAUGAAGCAAGAGGCAAGGAGGCAUAUCCAGCUGAAUAUCUUGAACAGACCGCAGGAACAGGUCAGCCUUCCCAAGAUGUAUGACUCGUAUGUUCAGGAGUGCGGGAUGCAACAGAGAACAACGGUUAAGAAGCACUUCUAUCGUAAGCUCAUGAAUGAAGAGCUUAGGAUAUCUCAGCAGAGAUUAGAGGGACCAGAUGAAGUGCGAAAUGAAGAGCGCCCUCUGGACUACACUCCUACGCCACAAGUCAGUGCUCUUGAGUGCCUAAUCAAAGAGCUCUGGCAGAAAGAACAAGAACGUAUCCGCAAUACCAAACCAAAAUGCAGCCUGAAAGAUAAGUUGAAAGAGUACCAUGCCUUGAGAUUUGGGGGAAAGGAGUAUGUGAACUUCAAAGGGCAAGUUAGGCCAUCACGGAAGAUGAAAGAGCCUUGUGAGAAUUGCCAGAAAGCUUGCACAGAGCAUAUCACAGAAGAGCAAAGACAAAGCCUAUUUAACAACUUCUGGGAUCCUAAUAAAGACUGGACAGAAAAGAAGAAGUAUGUCCUCAGCUGUACAGAAUCAAGGCCUGUCAUCAAAUCUAGGAUAAGACUUAAGAGGGGUAGGGCUGCAACAAGGUUCGGCAGGCCUCACAGAUUCACUUAUUUCUUUGAGGUGGAUGGUAAGAAAGUACCCGUUUGUCGCAAGUAUUUUGUCAACACCCUUGGCCUUAGUCAUAAUUUCAUAGCUUCUUGCAUUGCAAAGCAGGAUGAAAAUGGUGAUUUUGAUCCAGCCAAGAGGAAGAAGUCUGGAACUCUUGCCAAGUUACCCCCUGCUGCAGCCAAAGAUAUCAGACAGCACAUCAUCUACAACUGCUGGGCAGAUCCAAAUAAGGGUAGAGAGUAUCAGACCCAUUCUUCAACCAGAGGAUGGUCAUGGAACGUCUCCAAGAUGUAUGCUGCUUAUCGUCAGUGUUGUUGGAUGCGAGGCACAAAGCCUGCAAGCACUUACAUGUACAGGAGGGUGUUCUGCGAGGAAAUGAAAAUUUUUGAGGAAUGUAAAAUGUUGACAGCAAGCAAUCCGAGUUCAUCCACCAGGCUUGCUGGGAAGAAACAGGCAGAGAGUAAGUCUGGGAAGGCAGCCUCAGGUUCUUCAAUGCAAGCAACAGCUCAGGAAUCACCUGCCACUACUUCUUCUGCUGAUGGUCCAGAGGGUGACAUUCUGGAUGAUCAAGAUGAAGUGUCUAUGGAACCUACAGAUGCAGAAAAUGAUAAAGACUAUCAACCGUCAAGUGAAGAAGAUUAUGAUGAAGAUGAUGAUGAUGAUGAUGAAGAUUACACACCACCAAAAAGGAAGGCUCAGGUUUCUGCUGGUCCUCACUGCUCUGUGCCCAUAAUGCCUCUCGAACAGAUGCCAGGAACAUAUGAUGGGGAAGAGGACUGUGCAGAGGAGAAGGAUGAACAGCUUGAAGAUUUUCCUUCAACCUCUGGGCAGGUUGGUCAUACCAAACCAAGGUAUCGUCCUAGUGACACAGCCGACAUGCGUUGUGCCGGUCAGACCUAUGUCAAUGACAAAGGCAACGUCAUCCCAGCCCGAAAGAUCAAGGAACCCUGCACAAACUGUCGCAAACAAUGCAUGGAACGUGUGCCUCAGGAGAUGCGGGAAAAGAUCUUCAACAUGUUCUGGAGCAAAGAAAUGCCCUGGGAGAAGAAGCGUCAAUACAUGGAAGACUGCAUUGAAGAGACCGCUGUCAAGAAGCGAACACUCCCAGCUUCUCAGAUGAAGCUGACUCGCAAGGUGCACAUGAAAUACACACUCAAGUUGGGAGACUGGCAGGAGAAUGUUUGCAAACUUUUCUUUCUGAACACACUUGGAAUCAGCCAGAAAUUUGCCAUUGUAUCCCUGAGAAAGCAGAAAGAACGGCUUCUCCAGGAUGUUGAGAUUCCCCCUUUUGAUCCAUCUGAUCCAGUCUCUCUUCCUGAUCCAGCCCCUCUUGCUCCAGUGCCAAGUGAACCAACUCCUGCAUCUACAAAUAAUGCAGAUAGUAGUUUUAGAGAUGUACUUUCCCAUCUGCUUCUAAUCCCUACAUCGAAUAUGUCUUAAUCAUAAAUUCUUCUGUCAGAUGUGUUCAGAGAAUGACUCUGCUAUGUCAUUUGACAGGUUAUUGAGGUGAGAUAUUGCUCUCUGAAAAGCUAAUGCUAUGAAAUAUCAUGUCAACAGUCAUUAAUGGUCAAAUUCCUAAAACCAAUUAUUCAUUGGGAGAUCAGACAAUUUCUACAUGCAAUUACACUCUGACUAAGGCCAUGGAAGCUUUUUUUUUAUGGCAUCUGGUUGCAUGUGACUACAAAUAGUUGGAUUUUCGUCAAAUUUUAUGCUUCUUGUAUUUUCGGCUAAAAAUAAAACCAACUUGAUGUUGGGGUAAACUACUAUAUCUUUUGUCUUUUUAAUAAAAUGGUGGGAAUGAAUUAGUAUAAAAGUUUAUGUUAUUUCCAAGUCUCCAACUUUGGCAACAGUAUUUUUUUCCAUCAGUUGAUUUUUGUCUCGCCUGCAUAGCAGAGCGAGACUAUAGGCGCCGCUUUUCCGACGGCGGCGGCGACGGCAGCGGCGGCGUCAACAUCAAAUCUUAACCUAAGGUUAAGUUUUUGAAAUGACAUCAUAACUUAGAAAGUCUAUGGACCUAGUUCAUGAAACUUGGACAUAAGGUUAAUCAAGUAUUACUGAACAUCCUGCCUGAGUUUUAGGUCACAUGACCAAGGUCAAAGGUCAUUUAGGGUCAAUGAACUUUGACCAUGUUGGGAGAAUUAUUUUCAAAAUCUUAACCGAAGGUUAAGUUUUAGAAAUGACAUCAUAACUUAGAAAGUAUAUAGACCUAGUUCAUGAAACUUGGGCAUAAGGUAAAUCAAGUAUAAGUGAACAUCCUGCUCGAGUUUCAGGUCACGUGACCAAUGUCAAAGGUCAUUUAGGGUCAAUGAACUUUGGUCAAGUUGGGGGUAUUUGUUGAAUUACUAUCAUAACUUUGAAAAUUUAUGGAUCUAGUUCAUGAAACUUGGACAUAAGGUUAAUCAAGUAUUGGUGAACAUCCUGCCUGAGUUUCAGGUCACAUGACCAAGGUCAAAGGUCAUUAAGGGUCAAUGAACUUUGGCCAAGUUGGGGGUAUUUGUUGAAUUACCAUCAUAACUUUGAAAGUUUAUAGAUAGAGUGAAUGAAAUGUGGACAUGGGUGUAGUUGACAAGUCUUAAGUCACCAUUCAAAUGUCAUUUAUGGUCAAUGAACGUGGUAUUAUGUCAUUAUAUGAAUGGUGUUUUUGUGAAUGAUUAUUUUAUAGUAGUUUUCAAAGUUAGCACUGCUGCGAUAUUAAAAUCGCGUAAUGCAGGCGAGACUGCCAGAGGCGUUCCACUUGUUCUUUUUUGAAGGCAAUUCAUCAAGUUCAUAUCUGGAGCUAGGAAGAGAAUGGCCCGAAUUCUAAAGUUCAUUUUUACUUAGAACCCGGUCUACCUGUAUGGUUUGUGUGUGUGUUCGUGGGGUAUUUACCCCAUGCACCAUUAGGGAAGAAGACUAUUUUAGUUGUUGACAGACAUCAAUAAUUUGCUAAAUUGAAGUCAUGAAAAUCACAAAACCAAUUUUCAAGUGAUAUCGAUAUUUCCAUGGCAUUGCUAGUUCAUAAAGCUGAGCAAUUAGAUUUGGGCUGAGUUUUACAAUUGACCAUACCAACAUGUGACCAAUAGAUCAGGCCAAGAUGGGUAGGGGAAUGAUUUAUUUUUAUUUUAAGAAUGCAUGUAAAUAUCUGUUAAGGUAGCAAUGUAUAAAGUUAUAAACAAAUAGUUCCUGUCGCGAGUCUUCGCUGAUUGUGCCAAAUUUUAACAUCAUUCUUGCCCUUUAUUCAUUUGAAUUAUGAGAAACUGCAAUUAAUUUGAAGCCUUCUUCUUAACAUUUUUAAUUCUAUGUUCUAACCAUCUCAAAAUUGUGUCAUGCAUUAUGAUACUGUUUGUCACAGAACUGAGUAUAUUUACCUUAUUCAAAAACAAAAUCUUACAUUUAUUAUUUUGAAGUUCAUUUUCUAUGAAGGGACAUUGUCUUAAUUUUCCUACCUUUCUCUGUUUUUAUAUGAAUUUGGUUUAUAUUGAAAUAUAUGCUCAGUACAUCAUGAUAGUUCACUUUUCUGUUGCAAUAUUAAUGAGCAUAUCUAGAGGUAUGAAUGUGCUUUCUUUCUACACAUUUUGCACUUUUGUAUGAUAUUCUUGAUUCAUUCACUGUUAAUUUAAAGCAUUUAUUAUUCAGUGUACAUUUUAGUCAGAAUGUAAAUUUGCUUUGAGAACAUGUUAAGAGUAAUCCAACAUAUUGUUGUCUUUACACUGACAACCAUCAUGGUAACAUAAAAAAAAAACUUUGGCAGUUAAACUUCUCCAAAGUUCAAAAUCUUGUUUCCUGUAUAGAGGAUGGGAGGCCAUCCUAGAAAAGGCAUAUUUGAAGAUCAGGGACACAUUUUUUUAGAGAGUGUAUUGAUGCUAUGGUAAGCCAGUUAUGUCAUAAUUUGUUCAUCUAGGAGGCGUGCCUGAGCAUCAUACUCCUGAGGUAUCACGUAGGCCUGUGUGUGAAUCAUCGAUUUAACAAACAAGAAAACAGAGUUGUAUUGGUCUUUCCAUAGGUCAAAAACAAAGUUCCAAAAAAAUGAAGAAAUUCAGAGGCACUUUCUGGAAUCGUCAAAUAUUUUUCUUUUGUCUACACAAUUCCUGGAGUAAAAUCAAUAAUGCAAGUGAAAAGCAUUAACUUUUUUUUUCUUACCUACAAAAUGCAGCAAACAUUUCUAUGAAUAUGAAUAUUGAAAAUUGUUUUAUGGAAACAAUGUUUAUAUUACCAGGAGCCCAGAUAAUUACCUGGAAUGUGGGAACCCUGGUUUAUUUGCCUAUCAAGAUUAUGAUUAAUGUUGCCAGUAAUGGCACAAUAUGUCAUCAAGAAGAUCAAACGUCGAGGUGCGAGAUCAAUAUAAUAUUUUAUGUAAAUCAUUAUACAGUCAAUCAACUUGCCUAUCUCUGUGUACGAAUGAGGGUGCAAAUGAUUUCAAGAUAAGGAAUUGUUGCAUUGCUUGAUUCAAGUACUCGGGUUCGAAUUCUUAAACAAGAACAAACUCUAUCAAGAGAGGACUGAUUGAAAUAAUGAGUUGUUCAAGGUCAUAAAUGAUACAUUAAUAUUUUUCUUGAAUUGUUAUUUUUUUAUUUAUGAAAAGAGGUCUGUUCCUAUCCUUGUAAUGAUCACACAUUUCUUUCAAGUAAUGGGCGGCAAUAUGGGCCAAGACCAAUCAAAUUUUAUUUAAAACCAAGGGAAAAAAAGGAAAAGAAAGAGAAAAGGGUGAAAUAUGAUCUCAUACUUUGAAAAAAUUGAUUCUCAUAAAAAGAAUAAUAUUUUCUCUCUCCCUACUCAAGUUUGUCCCAUAUGCCUUAUUUUGCCCCACAAAAUAUUUGGCUAGUUACGCAACCAUUGUACAUUUAAUACAGCCUUAAGAGAGCAUGACCUACAUUUUCAUGAAGACAAUCAUAAUCUCAGAAAUUAUUAUAUUUAUUGUUAUAUGUUUUAUCUUGCCAUAAUGUAAAUAUGAAUCAUAUUGUUAUUUGCUUCCUUUCUGAUUUUUUUUUCUCUCUGUAUAUCUAAUAUGCUAUAGCGGUUUCUUUCAUACGAUGCUAGAAGUGUAGAUGAGUUUCUUUGAGGGAACAGAUCAAUUUGUCUGGUGGAAAAUUCUUAUAAUAAAAUAUUCAUAUCUGAAUGUAAUAA